AUGCAGAAUGUACCGGAGGAGUGGAGGGAAGGACGGGAUGAGAGAGGAGAGGGGAGGAUGGGGGAGACGCUGGUCAGGAGGAAAGGGGAUUCAGAACCCAGCGGAGAGAGGAAGGAGGGAGAGGAGUGGAAGAAGAACGGAGAUGAGGAGGUGGAGAAGGAGUCACUGAUGAUGGAGCUGACGAGGCUGGUGCAGAAGGUGGUGAAGGAGAGCAGCUGGUGGGAGAGGAGGGGGAUCGACUGCAGCAUCCUGGCAGCAGCGUUCCUCUGUCUGCCACCUGCCUUCUUGCUGCUGGGCUCCUCGCAGGUCUUGUGGUUUUCAGCCGGCCUGCUGCUGAUGGGCCUCGCUCACGCUGUCAUCACCAUCAAAGGGACACAUCUGGCCAGCCACGGGGCCCUGAGCGAGUCGCAGGCCUGGGCAAAGUUCUGGGCCGUCUUCUUUAUCGAGAUCUGUGGCUCAUUCUCAGCGCGAGCCGGCAUUCAGGGCCACAUUAAGAUGCAUCACGCUCACACUAAUGUCAUUGGACUGGGUGACUCCAGCGUAUGGAAGGUCCCCUUCCUGCCUCGCACUGUCUACCUGUUUAUAGCUCCCCUGGCCGUGCCUAUCAUCACUCCACUUGUUGCACUCGCUCACCUAAAAGGACACUCUUUGGCCCACAUCGUCAGGACCAUCCUGAUGGUAACACUGGGCCUGUAUUCGCAGUACUGGCUGCUGAUCCACGUCUCCGGGUUCCUGUCGCCCCUCAGCGCUUUGCUCUGCAUGCUUGUGUGCAGAGCAAUGUUCUCUGUGCCAUAUAUCCAUGUCAACAUUUUCCAGCACAUCGGCCUCCACAUGUUCUCUCAGACCCGCCGACCAAAGAGGAUCUACCAGAUGACCCACGGAGUCCUGAACCUCCCUCGCAACUUCCUGCUGGACUGGAUGUUUGGACACUCGCUUAUCAACUGCCACGUGGAGCACCACCUCUUUCCCUUCUUGUCUGAUAACAUGUGUUUAAAGGUGAAGCCCGUCGUGUCCAAGUAUCUGACUGAAAAGCAGCUCCCGUACCAGCAGGACAGCUACCUCUCCCGCCUGCGCCUUUUCUUCCACAAAUACCAGGAGCUGAUGGUGUUUGCCCCGCCGAUCACAGAGCUGGUGGGAGUGCAGUGAAGGAGGAAAACCCAUUCAGACUAAUGCUGCUAAAAAAGCACAAGCUUCAGUGUUUAAAUGCAUUUCUGCCGACUUGUUACAACCUCCACAGUCCAGGUUUGAAGAGUCUCUAACAUACAGGAUAGGUUUUUAAUCAAUAACACACGAUGUUAGGAGCUAAAUUAACAUGAAAUCUUCAUGAUAUUGUUUUUUGUUACUUUAACUGAAUGUAUAUCAUACACUAUUAGAGGUAAUUUAAUAAAUAGCACAACCAAAUUUAAAUGGGGUUUAAUGGGCGCUGCAUUAAAAGUUUAAAGUGGGAGAUUAAUCACAGCUUUUGAACUGACCUGAGGCCUGUUUCAUGAAGCAAAUAAUUCGAUUUAGUGAGGCUCUCUGUGAGGUACCUGCUGGUCCUGGUUAACUGGUUCGACAAAGAUGGAUACCAGCCGCCCCCAUUAACUCUGGAAAUUGUUGAUGCUCACAUGCAGCAGUAGAAAAUAACAAUUCAUAAAGGUAAAGGUUAGAAACUAAGCACAGUAGAGUAUAAAUAUAGCAAUAAAAACAGAAAAUAAGCAACAAAACUAUCCAAAUGUGUUAAAUUCUUACAGAAUUUAAUAUACGUUUUGUACAUCAUUUUGUAGUAUUUCAAAUGUUUCUUUUUAGAUUAUGUUUCUGUUCUUUAUGCUAAGCUAGGUUAAUCACCUGCUGGCUCCAGCAGCGUACUGCGUUUACCAGUACAGACAGACAGGUGUUGAUCUCCUCAUCUAACUCAGCAAAACAGUGACAGACUGCAGACAGUGGAAACGUGUAUUAAACUGCAGCUGUAAUGAAGUCAUUGAUCCAGCUUUGUGAGACAGGCCCCCCCGUUGCCGUAGUGACAGAUGUUGGUGCUGUUGUUGUCGAUGCAAAUAUUUGAUUUUUCUUUGUCCUCAUGUCAAAGGCACAUCCGUUACUGCACUGUAGUUACAGUCCAUACAGUAGAGGUGUUUCAGUGUAUUUUAUGUGGUCUGAUAAUAAACGUUAACAUGAAUUUUCAAGAA
Molecule: messenger RNA, 2165 nt
Organism: Morone saxatilis (striped sea-bass)
Lineage: Eukaryota; Metazoa; Chordata; Actinopteri; Moronidae
Gene: fads6
Product: fatty acid desaturase 6
Exons: 6
Coding region: 1-1146 (381 amino acids)
Biological process (GO): lipid metabolic process
Cellular component (GO): membrane
Molecular function (GO): oxidoreductase activity, acting on paired donors, with oxidation of a pair of donors resulting in the reduction of molecular oxygen to two molecules of water
Source: RefSeq, a predicted model, not a curated record